Messenger RNA from Drosophila subobscura, 738 nucleotides. RefSeq lists its product as uncharacterized. The record is from RefSeq and is a predicted model, not a curated record. The transcript has 3 exons. Bases 44 to 715 code for a protein of 223 amino acids. Lineage: Eukaryota; Metazoa; Arthropoda; Insecta; Diptera; Drosophilidae.
AUCAGUUCAGUUGCCAGAAGAUUGUCGGAGUGAGCGGAUCGAAAUGGAGACCCAGGCAUUUGUUGUGACACUUUUCGUGGCGCUCUGCUGCUGCGGCAUGCCACAGCGAACGGAAGCGGCUCGCUUCGGGAUACCCCUGAUACCGACAUUGCCCAAGCAGUUGAAUUGUCGGGCCGACAACAUAGGGUUCCCCUUCAACCUGACAGCUCUCUCUGGCUACUGGUACGAGGCUGCCCGAGUGCCCAAUGUGGAUGUGCUGGAGUGCCUGAAUGUGUCUGUGCCCGACGCCAUCGUAGAGGAUCGUUUUGCGCUGGACUUGAGGUACAUUAGCACCGUGAACGGUGGCUGGCAUUACACCGAAGAACAGGUCGACUUUCCCUGGGAAAAUGCCACCCAAUACGGCAUCUUCCAGCUGCACUACGGAAAGAUCAUCGUCACCUACAAACUGGCAAUCACCGACUACACCACGUACGCCUUCGUCUGCGGCUACGGCAACAUAUCCCCCAUACCCAUCUUCAAGCUCUUCACGCGCCAGCGAGAACUUAACCGGACAACAAUAGCUUUUAUUCAGAAGGCAGCCGCCGAUCAGUACGGCAUCGGCUCCCAGAUUGCCUGGGAGCAACAAUCGCUGGCCAAGUGCACCGCCUCCACAAUGCAAACCUCCUUGGGGUUCGUAAUUGGAUUCGUUUUCCUAUGGUGCCGCAUACUCACAUAGCAUUUGAGCACACACACAACUUA